AUGAGCGAUCUUACCAAAGUCUCUCCGCCGCAGGAAUUGAGCGAGAAGGAAAGGGUCGUAAUCUUCGAGCACAUUUUUCGUCGUUUGGCGAACCACCGCAAUACACUGGAGCUGUAUGCGGACGCGGAACGUGGUCUUUCGACAUUACCAGACGAAUCAAGGGAGAAAACCAAAGAUGACUACAUCCACGAGAUCAAUUCGUGGGCCAACCAGCUGCUUCAGCAUGCAUGGGCAGCUUGUCGAGAGCCGGGAGGAGGUAGCUGUCCAGACCUAAGCCCUAUGUCUGAUACGUCCCUCGCGGGCCUGCCCAAACUCCCAGACAAAGCUCUCUCCAGGAAAGUCUUCAACGCCAUCCUCUUUCUCCAUGUUACCUCUUCGAAGCAAUACUCAGCACACACCCGCUAUUUCCUCACCACAUUCGCUCCUCUAGACGAGGCAUCCAUAGCAGCUACCCUAAAGGAUCCUGACCGUGCUGUAUCCGAGGCCGAGAAACCUACGGAGCAAGCAAAGAAUCAACAAGCGGAGAGAGGACGAACCCUGCGCCGAGUGGGAAUGGGCCUAGGUGCUGUUGCAGGAGGUGUGUUGGUCGGAGUGACAGGUGGCCUGGCAGCUCCUGUAGUCGGAGCUGGCGUCGGCAGUAUCCUGAGCUUUCUAGGCGUCGGAGGUACCGCUGCAGGGUUACUGGCGACUGGCUUAGCAAGCUCCUCCGUGGUAUGUGGUGCCCUGUUCGGGGCGUAUGGCGCAAAGUCUACGGCAAGUAUGGUCGAGCGCCAUACCAGAGAGGUUCAAGACCUAGCCAUAUUACCGGUACGGCCACCGAAAGAAACGUUGGCGGUGAGGUUGUGCACCAGUGGAUGGCUGACAUCACAAGAGGAUGUUGUGCAGCCUUGGACUGUAUUUGGCGGCAAUGACACCUAUGCUCUACAAUGGGAAGUAGAAGCUCUGAGGGCUUUAUCAGACGCGCUAUACACCCUGAUAAAGGCUCAAGCAAUGCAAUAUGUCAAAGCAGAAAUUAUUAAACGAACAGUGCUCGCGACUCUCAUGAGUUCGCUGGCACCCAUUGCCUGGCUGAAGAUUGGGCGUAUUAUAGCUUUGGCCGUUAAAGCUGGAAAUGUCCUAGGAACUCUACUUGCCCAGCGCGUUUUCGGCACGCGGCCUGUAACGCUAGUCGGCUACUCUCUUGGGUCACUAGUCAUAUUCGAGGCGUUGAAGUAUCUGAGUACGCUUCCCCCUUCUGAGACGGUGCACUUGGUUCAGGACGUGUUCCUGUUCGGUCUACCGGCGCCAAGUGAUCCCGAGACUUGGUCCGCUGUGCGUCGAGUAGUGGCGGGACGUCUGGUCAAUGGAUACGCUGAAGACGAUUAUAUCCUCGCAGUGCUGAGUCGCGCCAGUGACAUCAGCUGGAGUGUGUCUGGGUUAGAACCGGUUGUCGUGAAGGGGGUCGACAAUGUUAAAUGCGAUCAAGUGGAGGGCCAUUUGCAGUGGAGAGGCAUGGUCGGCAAAUGCUUGGAGAGUUGUGGGGCUGAAGACAUUCUUACAACGGAGGUCCAUUUGCAAGUAAAGGAAAUCCAUGAUAACGUUCAGCCAAGGUAA
Messenger RNA from Gloeophyllum trabeum ATCC 11539, 1593 nucleotides. Its product is annotated as DUF726-domain-containing protein. The coding region runs from base 1 to 1593 and encodes 530 amino acids. The record is from RefSeq and is a predicted model, not a curated record. Lineage: Eukaryota; Fungi; Basidiomycota; Agaricomycetes; Gloeophyllales; Gloeophyllaceae. The transcript is spliced from 5 exons.